GCUCUGCAGUUCACUACAUGGUGAGCUUCUGCCCCUCAGCCCUGCUGUUAUUACUCAUCCGACAUCCGCAGGCACCCCAUCUCACCGUAUCAACAACAGAUGGAGCUUACACAGGGUUUGAUCCGCUUUUCUUACAACAGCAGCGACAACCCAGAGCACUAAUUUCUUUGCUUGUUAAUGUACAUUUUCUGGACGUUGAUUAUUUUUUAAGGAAAUGCGGAGCUUAUGUGCAACGGACGAGGGUGUCCACUAAACGCUUUGAAUCUCGAGCAUCAACAGGGGGUGGGAAUCCCGGAGCAUUACUCUCGUCUCCUAACAGACGAUUUCUUAUGCAAAAGGUGGUUUCUUUCGGCAAGUUUCAGCCAUGCAGGAACUUGUCUGAAGGGGACCCCCCAUAAAUUGUUAUUUUUUAUUUCUAAUUUAUUUUUCAAAUUAUUCUUUUCACCUGGAUAAUAUUCUACAUUUGUUUCGUUCAUCAUGGCUGAAAAGAUUACCUCUGGCCUGACAAAGAACACAUCCAGAUCAACGGCCUCUCUUCCACCAGAGCCGAUGGAAAUUAUUAGGACAAAGUCAUGCUCUCGGAGAGUUAAAAUCAAUGUUGGGGGACUCAAUCAUGAGGUUCUUUGGAGAAUGGAUAGGCUUCCUCGAACCAGAUUAGGAAAGCUGAGAGACUGCAAUACACAUGAAACCUUAAUGGAAAUUUGUGACGAUUAUAACUUGGGUGAAAAUGAAAAUUUUUUUGAUCGACACCCAGGGGCAUUUACAUCCAUCCUUAAUUUUUAUCGGACAGGAAAGUUACAUAUGAUGGAGGAAAUGUGUGCACUGUCAUAUGGCCAAGAACUUGAUUACUGGGGCAUUGAUGAGAUCUACCUUGAAUCGUGUUGCCAAGCUAGGUAUCAUCAAAAAAAAGAGCAGAUGAAUGAAGAGAUGAGACGGGAGGCAGAGACUUUGAGGGAACGGGAAGGCGAGGAGUUUGACAAAACAUGCUGUGCUGAUAAGCGAAAGAAAUUGUGGGCUUUGGAGAAGCCCAAUUCUUCAGUGGCUGCUAAGAUCUUGGCUAUAAUAUCCAUUUUGUUUAUCGUUCUUUCAACCAUUGCACUGUCCCUUAAUACGCUUCCAGAACUUCAAGAAACAGAUGAGUUUGGACAAGCCAGCGACAACCCACAGCUGGCACAUGUUGAAGCAGUUUGUAUUGCAUGGUUUACCAUGGAGUAUCUUCUUCGCUUCUUGUCAUCACCCAACAAAUGGAAGUUCUUCAAAGGCCCCUUAAAUGUCAUAGAUUUAUUGGCUAUUUUGCCAUAUUAUGUCACCAUUUUCCUAACUGAGUCUAACAAGAGUGUGCUUCAGUUCCAGAAUGUGAGACGUGUCGUCCAGAUAUUCCGUAUCAUGAGGAUAUUGAGAAUUCUGAAAUUAGCAAGACAUUCUACAGGAUUGCAAUCUCUAGGGUUCACACUUCGGCGAAGUUACAAUGAACUGGGCUUGUUAAUCUUGUUUUUAGCAAUGGGAAUUAUGAUAUUUUCCAGCCUGGUUUUCUUUGCAGAAAAGGAUGAAGAUGGUACCAAGUUCACCAGCAUUCCUGCAUCUUUCUGGUGGGCCACAAUCACCAUGACUACUGUAGGUUAUGGUGAUAUAUACCCCAAAACACUUUUGGGAAAAAUAGUUGGUGGUCUGUGUUGUAUUGCAGGGGUGCUAGUGAUAGCCUUGCCUAUUCCAAUUAUUGUAAACAAUUUCUCUGAGUUUUACAAGGAACAAAAGAGGCAAGAAAAAGCCAUUAAGAGGCGAGAAGCACUGGAAAGAGCAAAGAGAAAUGGAAGCAUUGUUUCAAUGAACCUCAAAGAUGCAUUUGCACGCAGCAUGGAACUUAUGGACAUUGUGGUGGAAAAAAAUGAAGACAUUAAAAAUGAUAAAGCCCAAGACAACCAUCUUUCACCAAGUAAAUGGAACACAGCCAAGAGUACAUUAUCUGACAAUAGUUCUAACAAGUCCUUUGACACUAAAUACCAAGAAGAAGUUAACGUUGAGUUAAAAGAUUGUCUGACAAACCCUGUAGCAAGCCCACAGCAUCUGAAUGCUCAAAAGUUGGAGGAAAUCUAUAACCAAAUGACAAAAACACAAUCCAGUCCUAACCUAAACACUACAGACAAAGAUAAAACUAAUAAAUCACUGCCACUACAAUUAGAACUUGAAAUGGAACCAGUUCCAGGCCCAGCAGAUCCAUUGUUAAUGGAACACACAGCCACAGGUAUAACUGACAUGCGGAGCAUUUCCAGCAUAGAUAGUUUUGCCAGCUGUGCAACUGAUUUUACUGAAACUGAAAGGUCACCUCUUUCCCUAAUGACUGGUGGUUUCUUGCAGUCAAGGUUUGCAGGUGUUCCUUCACCACUGGAAGGAAUUCCUUCUAUGACCCACGUUGAACUAUCAAAUCAUGCAAAGAGCAGACAAGGUUAUAUCAAUAAGAAUGACAUUUAUGAACUGACUGAGCUGAACAGUGCCACUGGCAUUGAAGACAACAGUGCGUUUUUACGCCAAGUUGAAAAUAUCCGAAGCUCAUUUAAAAGCAAUCCAAUGAAAAACAGAAGUCUAAAAGUUAACUUUGUUGAAGGCGCAAGUGGUGGUCCACCAACGCCUCCAAGCACCACUAGACCAUUACCGGUGACCACAGCAGACUUACAGGCAUCACCUCCUCAGCAUAUCAGUACUAUCCUACUGGAAGAUAAUUCACCUCAGGGAGAGAGGCUGUGCAUUAGCUCUGAUGUAACAACUGUUAGAGAUUCACCACAGGGUGCAAAGAAAGGCUUUUUUGUUUUCCCCUCAAAAGCAAUGAAGAGUUGCAUUGAGGCAAAUAGUGCAGAAAAAGAUAAAAGUGCAGAGGACAGGGAGGUUAGUUUGCACAGCAACGAUCAGGAAGUUGAACUGAAUUGUUCCAAAGAAAACCAUAAGAAGAAACAUCUUGUGGAAGACGUGGCAGCCGUAGGGCCUUCUUCAUCUAACACAACUGGAUAUAAUUGCACCCAAGGUGGUUCUCCCACGGCGGGUGAGGAUAAAAAUGACAAUAACCAAAGUGAACUCAAAGUAGAAAAUCACAUGUUUACGCCUGAAAUCCAUCUAAGGUCAGAAGAAGGAGGUUUCCCUCCAACAUGUGAAACUAGCAUGUGACUAUUGACAUAAAUGUGAACCUGGGACUACAAAACAUGAGAAUAAUAGCACACACACAUGUGCUGACAAGAGUGAUAUUUUUGCAUGGCAUGAGUCAUUUCAUUAAUUAUUAUCUCAAGAUAUAAGAGACUGCUUUUAUUUUUAUUUUAUUUUGGCAGACAACUGACUUGAGACAUAAUUAAACAUAUUAAAAGGCUCUGUUUAGAGCACACAUGUAGCAAUCUGACAUUUGUAAUCAAAAUGUAAAUGUAACCUUUUAUUAUCAUAUUUUGGUAGAUAAUGAAAUGCACAAAAGAUGGACAAAUCUUUAAUGCAUGUCUUUAAAAUUGUACAGUUACUUAACGGUGCUUAGAGUUUGCAGAAUGCAUUUAUUUGUAAAUAGAUCUGGGGAAAAGCAAUGACAAUGCAACUCGAGGUAACAAAAACACAUCUUUUUUUGGAGUGCCGGCAUUUUUGUCUCUGUUCAUUGAAUGGGUUUAACAGAUCCCUGUUAAAAAAGUACAACCAAUGAAAAAAGUUACAUAUCAAUAAGGUGAAGAGGUAAUGAGGCUAAAGUGCAGCUGAGAAUUUCUUUUUGAUUUAGAAGUAGUUUUUACAUCAGUGUAUAAAAAUUAGCAUUGUUAUAGGUGUAAUGACCAUAAGUAGAUUUUGUUAACCGAAAUAACUGUGUUAAAAACCUUUAUAUUUCAUUCAGCACUUCUAGUUGCCAAAAACAUGAAUCAGGAGAGGAAUACCAGAAAUAUGAUGAUGUCAUAAUUGUCUACACAAGUGCAUUACCGCCAUGUGAUUAUUUUACAAGUCAAAGACCUUGG
Erpetoichthys calabaricus (reedfish) is the source of this 3968-nucleotide messenger RNA. It is a transcript of the gene kcnb2b, whose product is annotated as potassium voltage-gated channel subfamily B member 2b. Gene Ontology annotation, molecular function: protein binding; delayed rectifier potassium channel activity. Gene Ontology annotation, biological process: potassium ion transmembrane transport; protein homooligomerization. NCBI's taxonomy places the organism in Eukaryota, Metazoa, Chordata, Cladistia, Polypteriformes, Polypteridae. The record is from RefSeq and is a predicted model, not a curated record. Gene Ontology annotation, cellular component: membrane; voltage-gated potassium channel complex.